AUGGGCCCCAAGCGGUCCAGGUCCGACCGGGAGUCGCUGGUGCCCGGCCUGCCAAGCUGGGAGCCCGCGCUGGUGUCCGCCCGCCUCGAGGAGGAUGCCUGGAAACCUAGCAUCGCUUUCAUUAUUGGGACCAAGAUUGAAGAUGAAAUCCACACCCAGGCCCUGGCUCUUGCUGUGCAGGUGCCACUGCGAAAGCUCUUCAGUGUGGUAACGCAUGAAGACAUUUACAGACAGAUCACAGAAUCUGGGGGUCAAAAGGGAAAAAAGGCUAAGGACGCACCUAUGUACUAUGAGGUGAUGGAAUUAGCCAAAGCCUUUCUGGACCAGGGUGAAGAAAUUCCUGUAACACUAAUUGGAAAGCUGUUGAAAUUUCAAUUGCUUUGUCUAAAACAGAAGGACCUUCAGAGAAGAGAAGAGGAAAAGAAGGCAGAACAGCAGCAAAAAGAAAAAGAAAAACCUCCUGAAAAGACAUCUGGAAAAGAUAGUAAAGGAAAAAAAUCAGUGGCACUACCCCCUGUUAAAAAGGACACCAAAUUGAAACAACGGGGAGAAGUGGAAGUGAAAGACAAGUACAUUGAUGAUGAACCAGAUGAUGGUGCUCAUCAUUACUUUAUCAUUCUGGGUUUCCCCAAUCUUCAGUUGUUGCCUGUCUUGACUGACCUUGGGAUUAACAUUUCAAGUGUAAUUCAAAUUUCUUCUGAAAAUUACAAGCCAUUGCAGAUAUACUUAGAAGCAACUAAACGUAAAGGACAAUCUUCAGUUUCACCUGAAGAUAUAGAAGCAGAGAAAAGAAAGGAAGAUGAAGCUAAAAAAGACCUGGAAACAUUUUGGAAAUUCCUGGAGCCCGUUCUGAACAGUGGAAAGCAUGGAUCCAGUCUCUUUGAUGUUGCCAGGCUUCAUUACCAAGUUAAGGAAAGUGACUUUCCCUCUGAUUGGUCAGACAGUGAAAUGCUGCUUGCAUUUGGUACUGUGCUGUUUGAACAUAUUGCUUGUUUGAUGUAUGACUGCCUGGACUGGAGAAGACAGCAUUGCAACUACUUGGAAAACACCAAGUUUAUUAAUGUGCCUUCGUUACCAGAGAGCAAAUCAACACAAUCUUCUGCAGCUGAGGAACGUCCAGCACCAGCAUCACAGAUAACACCUACAAAGAAAAAAGGGAAACCAGAAGAAAUUCUGCCAACAGUAGAUUUGUCAGAGGCAUCCGAAGAAACUUAUAUUCUCUUUCCUUCUGUGGACAUGAGGUAUUAUAAUAACUUGAUGAGUCAAAUUCCUGAGGAGUUCUUUUCUGUAUCCUUAAUGCUGAGCUGCAUGUUGGAACAGGUUAUUGCAAGUGAAGAAUACCUUACACCACCGAGUCUGGUAGCACCAGAGACUCAGGCAGAUGGGCUGCAUCAGGCCAUUGCAGAUCAUAUAAUCUCUGUCCUUCCUUCUCUUUCUCUUCCUAUGAGUGAAAAAAAGAAUCUGUAUGACUACUUUUCUCCUAAAUACAGUGAACAAGAAACUGUUACACCCCAGUACCCUCUCUUAUUUAACUACCAUGAUGCCCUGGCUCAGCGGUUGCACCUACUGAAGGUCCAGGAGAACUUCAAUCCAGAAAAGAUUGAGCGUGAAAUGAUGGAUAAACUACCUCUUACAAAACUUGUCCGUUUCACCCCUCCUUCAACUGAAAGCAAUACUAAACGCUUGGCCAGAGCUCAUGAGCUCAUGCAUUAUUGUACUACUGAACUUCUGAGUUGGGCUGAAGUAGAAAGAGCCUUCAGAGUGUUUACUUUUGAAAGCCUGAAGCUGACGGGGCUGAGUGACUCUGGUUUCCUGGAGAGCUCUGGAUCUAGGGUUGGAGGUGAUUCUGAAGUGUCUUAUAUCCCUUGGGAUAAUCCAGACUUGUUUGCAAGACAGCUGAGACAACUCUUCCUUGUGGAAAAGAAGCUUAAUGGGAAAUCUCCAAGAGGCUCUGGACAUACAGAAACAAGUAACGAAGAUGAAGGAGAUGAUGUGCUUGGUCCUCUUUUGAACGUAGAAUUGGAUCCUCUUUAUUCUGAAAUGGUGAGUCUGGAAAAUUAUGGCUUAGGACCAAGUUUGGAAGAAAUAAAAAAGACACAGAGGCGUUGCUUGACAGACUGGAGUUUGGAAGAGCAUUUUCAACCACAUGUUCUUUGUCAGGUUCUUCAUACAGCAUCCCAAGAAUAUAGAUGUAUUGAUUCAUUUUAUCAUACCCAAGAUAACUCUUUACUAAUGGUUUUUCACAAUCCUAUGGAUCAACAUCGUAUGUGCCAAGAGACUUGGAAUAUUGCUCUGCACUCUAAUGUUGGAUUCAGGAACUAUCUUGAGCUGGUGGCCAACUCAAUUGAAGACUGGGUGACAGAGGAAGAAACUAAAUACCAAAAAGAGAAGAUGGGUAAGGAAAUAGAGUCUUUCAAAUUGGAAAAAGUCACAGCAGAAGGCCCUUUUGGACUGUCUGCCAGUGCUGUCAAAAUACCUGGCUUUACUUAGAAAGCCAAAAGCAGCAUGUCCGGACCUGAGGAUGAAACAGAGUCCCAAUCGAAGAAUGAAGAAAGUCUCAUUAUCAGAGAAGAUUCUCUAAAGGCUUGGAAGAUGGAGCAGGACCGAUUACAAGAGGAACAGAAAAAAGAAAAGGAAGAAAAACAAGAAAAGGAAGAACAAUUACAAAGUAAAAUGAAAGAACAGUAUAAAAAUGAUAAAGAAUGUAGAGAAUCAAACAGGAAAUCUUCUGAAGAGAAGUCUCAAAAUGAGUUAGCAAAAGCCCCUGAACUUGAGGAGGAUCAUAGCAUUUCAGAACUAUGUUCUGAGAAAGUUUAUAAGUUUCAUGGCUACAAUACAGGGGAGAAUAUCAUUCAAAUAUCAGGAACCAAUCAAUAUCUUUUCCCAUCCGAUGGAGGACAGAUUCAAGUAGAGAAGACAGAGUUUGUGAAAAAAACUUUUAUAAAGGUGAAAGUAAUGAAAGACAACCACAAUUUCUUCAUUCAUGUCACAGACCCCAAGGAAAACUUCAAAGAAGCUGAAGAGCAAGAAAUUAAUGAAGAACAGCAAAUUAGAUCAGGAGAACUGAAAAAUCAAAAGAAAGCUGUGAGCAAGUUUGGGUCUUUUUCAGCCACCUUGGAAAAUGGAAUCCAGCUGUCCCUGAGCUAUUAUGGACCUACAGGGGAGGCAGCAGAUGAUGAAACACGUUUUAUGUUAGCAAGAAUUCUGAACAUCCCUUCUGUUCAUCUUCCAACCGUAAUUCCGACAACAGUUGCUCCUAUUAUACCAGGUCUGCGAAAAAAAGAUAAGUCUGACACAAAAAAAUCAGCAAAAGCUUCUGGUAAAGGAAACCGUGACAAAUUAGCCCCUUCAUCACCUGAUGACCUGGUGCAGCAAGAAGAAGAAAAGAUGGAAAUGGAAGAACCAGUUCCCCAAACACAAGAGAUGUCAGAUGCUCCUGCUUUUCCAAGUUUGAAUGUUUCCUGUCCCAAUGGACUUGUAUUAACUUUUCUUGGUGAAAGGUUUCAAGAUUUGAAAAGUGAAGCCACUGCCACAGAAGCAGAGAAAGAGAUGGUAGAGGAAAGUAAGAACAAAACAGAUGAAGGAGAGAAGGAAGAGGUUAUGCAAAGUGGAGAGGAGGAAGAGGUUACAAAAAGUGGAGAGGAGGAACAUCAGGUUACAGAAAGUGGCGUAAAACACGAAGACACCAAAAGUGUACAGGCUGAGCAGCCUACUCUGAAAAUUCUGGUUAGACAGAGUUAUCCCCAAAAGGUAAAAAACUCUCAUCUUUAUUCACCUCCAGCGAGGCAAACAGAACAAGAGGUGUCAAGAGUCAUCACUAGUCAUGGAACUGUCAUAAAGUACCUAAUGGAUGGAUCUACACAGAUUCUGUUUGCUGAUGGCACUGUGAGUAGGAGCCCUGAUUCUGGUCCUGUCCUACCACCACCUACAAUUCCAGAUAAAAUACAACGCUUAUCAGAAUCAGAGCUUUUACCUGAGACCAGCACCAAGAAAGGAAAAGGCAGUGACAAGACCAUUCCGUUAUACUCACCCAAGGAUGAAGAGUUUGAAAAGGCCAGUUCUCUGCAACCUAAGGCAGGAACUUGGAUAACAACAACUCCAUUAGGCAUUCAAGUGGGCACAGAGGGUGCAACAAGAAUGGAUCUGAAGCCACUCUUAAUAUAUCAGGCCACGAACCCAUCUGAUGGAACGAUUAUGACUGUACGAGAAGAUGAAGUGAUAAUUGUUGAGAAGCCGGGUGGUAACAGAGUAGUAGAGCAUGCUGAUGGUACCAGGAUCACAACUUUUUAUGAAAAAUGUGAAGACCUUUCUGUACCAGAGGGUAGUCUGGAAACAGAUGAACCCUCAGAAGCCACCACAAAGAAACUGAAAGGUACACGAGUAGAGAAUCCUGAGUUUGCUACUGUUAUAACAAAUUGUGAGGAUGGUACCUGUUGUACUAUCUUUGGAGAUGGGACAUCUAUUCUAGCAAAGCCACAAGGAACAUAUCAGGUUUUACCCAGCAAGGGAGGCUUCCUUUUCUUUGAUGAAGAUUGCUCAGCAGUUUAUAGCCAUGAAGUUUAUGAUCUCAUUAGCAAGGAAGAAGAGAAACAAGCAGGGAGAUAUAUUAUGAAACACACUUCCAGCACUAUUUGUGAGAUGAUGGAUCCUAAAGGAAAUACUUUCAAGGUCCUGGCUGAUGGCAGCACAGAUGUGUGCAUUCCCAGCAUUGGCUCUGAUGACAAGGAGGGCACAAGUUCAGCAGUAGAUGAGGUUAACAAACCUACCACUUACGAUGAGCAUGCCCCCAGGUUUUUCGUAAUCUCUGCAGAUGGUUCUGGAACGGAACUCCUGCGAAAAAAGGACGUCCACAAGUAUGUGGCUGAGGCCUGCAGUGAUCCUGCCACUGUAGUCUUGCAGGAUCCUGUACAAGAACAACCAGAUAUUUUAAGUAUUACUAUCCUCCACCCUAUGGCUGAAGCAUCCCCCUGGCUAAUGAAGAAAGAACCAGAGAGUAUUGUUCCUCCAUAUCUUCAAUCAGAGACUCAGGCAGAAUCUUCUCCUCCUGAGGGGGAUAUCACAGGUGCCCCAGCUGAAAAGUGUGUUUGGAAGGGUCUCAGCAUUGGAUCAGCACAUUUGUCCAUGCCAGUCCCUGCGCGAAAAUGUCCCAAAAAACUGCAAAUCCGCCAGCUAUUUCAGUAUAAGCCACUCUGUGAUGAACUAAGAGAAAAACUGCAGCUUUCCCUCAAGGAAUAUAUAGACAACAUCUUAAAGCGGGAAAAUGAGCUGGAAGAGAUGAAUGUGAAAGAACCAAGAACAGAAGAGGAAAAGGAGAAUGCUGCAAGUCUCCUUGAACUGAUUACAUCCUUCCCUGAUUGGGAAAAGUCAACUGAAAAGCUCAGUGAUAGAGCCCAUGUGAGUGAGCUGUAUGAACAGGCACUGGCUCCUCCUACCCAGGGUCCCGUAGAGAAGACAAGCACUGCACAAAGAGAGGACCAGCAGCAGAGUCCAGAAGGAGUAACGUCCAAGUGGCAAAGUAAACUAGAACAGAACAGGAAAGCACUGGAUGAACAGAAGACUACAUUUAUGGCAAUAAAGAACAGAAUAUUUGCUCCAUAUUUUGAAUCCGAAUUCAGCAAGGGCUUUUUCCAAGAAAAGUUUCCUGAUUUGGAAGCAAUGUCUAAGGAACUUCCUCCACUUCAAAAAGAAGAAAGUGUGACUUCCCCUCUGUGGAUGUUAAGAGAACCCAGUAGAGGUAAUCUCCUGUCUGGCAUCAGUGAUUCAUCACUUUCAUCUGGCCUUCCACUGCAGGAUCCUUCCAAACAAGAUGAUGGUUCCAGCAGCACAACAGACCUAAACAUGGCAGCAAGAGCAGAAGAGACACCCUUUCAACAUAUAGUUCCAAGUCUGAUGGUGGAUGUUACAGGACAGACAAGAAAAGAGAAAGUAAUAUUACCAUCAUACCUUCAGAGCAAAAAACCAAACACCAUACCAAAUAAAAAGAUAGAAGAUCCUGCCUCAGGAAAGCUCAGCACAUCUUCUCUUGCAACAAGACAGGAUCUUACUGGCUUCCAUCUCAUCCCACCCAGGGUGACAUUUGGAGUGCUAAAGGAAGGCUGCACCUAUGCAACCACUGUAAUCAUGAAGAAUGUUGGUAUGAACUUCUCAAGGUUUCGGGUGAAGCAGCCACCUCCACACACAGGACUGAGAGUGAUGUACACACCAGGACCUGUGGCAGCAGGCUUGCAGGUUGAACUGGAGAUAGAGAUUUUUGCCAUGCUAAUUGGAGGGAAAGACACUGGUGGCCUUGAAGAAAUUUCCCAUGAUAUUGAAAUAUUAACAGAAACUGAAACUCUUCUCCUGCCUGUGAAAGCAACUGUGUUAUCCAGUGACAUUUAUGAGUGCCGCCCAGAAGGAUACCCCCAGGGAGGGACGGCAGCAGCAGUCCAGGCAGUUCCUACAAGCCCCAAGCCACGGUUACGGAUUACACUCCCACGAAAGCCUUGCAGUUAGUGUGAGUACUGGAUGCAGUAACACCAGCUGUAAAUUGAAGUACAGUUGUUUUACCUACUCUUCACUUCAUCAGUAGCAUCCUGAACAAAGCUCAUGCAAAUGAUGCAGCUGUCACACUGACUUGGUAACUGUGACAAGAGAA
Sturnus vulgaris (Common starling) is the source of this 6634-nucleotide messenger RNA. NCBI's taxonomy places the organism in Eukaryota, Metazoa, Chordata, Aves, Passeriformes, Sturnidae. The record is from RefSeq and is a predicted model, not a curated record.